Molecule: messenger RNA, 1956 nt
Organism: Clupea harengus (Atlantic herring)
Lineage: Eukaryota; Metazoa; Chordata; Actinopteri; Clupeiformes; Clupeidae
Gene: slc34a1b
Product: solute carrier family 34 member 1b
Exons: 13
Coding region: 1-1956 (651 amino acids)
Biological process (GO): sodium-dependent phosphate transport; intracellular phosphate ion homeostasis
Cellular component (GO): apical plasma membrane; brush border; vesicle
Molecular function (GO): sodium:phosphate symporter activity
Source: RefSeq, a predicted model, not a curated record
AUGUCUAUCCAGGGCUCGUUGUGUUUUCUGGCGGACCCAGGGUUCCUCGACUCCCAGCAUGCUCUGCAGGGACGCGAGGAUGAAUCAUCUCUCUAUAAAACCAUAGAGGAGCCCAUUAACCUGCAGAACAGACAAGGCGCAUGCCGUAGCGAUGAGAGAAGGCUGAGCUCCGUUCUCACAAGUCUGUCCAAGGUCCCCCUUCUCCUCCUCCUCCUCUACAUGUUCAUCUGCUCUCUGGACAUCCUCAGCUCUGCCUUUCAGCUAGCUGGCGGAAAGGUUGCAGGGGACAUUUUAAAGGACAAUGCCAUCCUGUCCAACCCUGUGGCAGGACUGGUGGUGGGGAUCCUGGCCACUGUCCUGGUGCAGAGCUCCAGCACCUCCACGUCUAUCGUUGUCAGCUUGGUCUCCUCUGGAUUGCUUGAGGUGCAGUCUGCCAUUCCUCUCAUCAUGGGCUCCAACAUCGGAACGUCAGUCACCAGCACCAUUGUUGCUCUGAUGCAAGCGGGAGAGCGAGAUGAGUUCAAACUGGCAUUUGCAGGUGCCACUGUCCACGACUGCUUUAACUGGCUGACCGUGUUGGUGCUCCUGCCCCUGGAGGCCGCCAGUGGACUGGUCAGGCGCCUCUCCCACGCCGCAGUGACCAGUCUGCACCUCCAGAGUGGUCAGGAAGCCCCUGAGCUUCUGAAGGUCAUCACUGAGCCUUUCACCAAACUCAUCAUACAGCUGGAUAAGUCUGUAAUCAUAGGCCUAGCCAUGGGGGAUGGACAGAUGAGGAACAGGAGUUUGAUCAAGACUUGGUGUCACAGUAGCGUCCACACUCUUCCAUUAGGGCAUUUUAGCUGCAAGCAUUAUGGUUCAAAAACAGAUUCAGGCAGACAUCUUUUUGUCGACUCCUCUCUGUCGGACCUGGCCGUGGGACUAAUUCUCCUGGCUGCCUCUGUGCUGGUUCUCUGCACCUGCCUCGUACUUCUAGUGAAGCUGCUGAACUCCUUGCUCAAGGGACAAGUGGCUAAAGUCAUCCAGAAAAUCCUGAAUACAGAUUUCCCCAGCCCCUUCGGCUGGCUGGCAGGAUAUUUGGCUAUCCUAGUGGGAGCUGGAAUGACCUUUGUGGUCCAGAGCAGCUCAGUCUUCACCUCCGCCAUUACUCCCUUGAUAGGCCUUGGUGUGAUCAGCCUUGAACGUGCUUACCCAUUAACACUUGGGUCAAACAUGGGCACCACUACCACAGCAGUACUAGCUGCACUUGCCAGCCCAGGUGACAAGCUGGCAGCAGCCUUCCAGGUGGCCCUUUGUCACUUCUUCUUUAACGUCCUGGGCAUCCUGCUGUGGUACCCAGUCCCAUUCACCCGCCUGCCCAUCCGCAUGGCCAGGUUCCUGGGAGAGCGGACAGCCGCCUAUCGCUGGUUUGCCAUUCUCUACCUAAUCCUGUGCUUCCUCCUGCUGCCCUCCCUUGUCUUUGGCCUCUCCAUGGCAGGGUGGCAUGUGUUGGUGGCCACGGGCGUUCCUUUUGCUGCCAUUGUUCUCUUUGUCACUGUGGUAACCCUACUGCAGGCCCACAGGCCACAGUACCUGCCAGCGAGACUCAGGACCUGGACUUUCCUUCCUGUGUGGAUGCGUUCUCUGGAGCCCGUGGAUGCGCUCAUCACCCGAGUCACAUUAAGCUGCACCAGGAGCCCGGGCCGGGGACAAACCCUUGGCUCGCUCCAAUUCACAGCAGAAUUAGAUCCCUCACAAAGAAAGGCUGACGCUCUGAUUGAAGGUCCUGCUGUGACUCCAACCAGCCAUAUCAACACCCAGACAACAGAGAAUGUGGAGGCUCCAGCGCAGAGUAAAGAUCCAGACUUAUACAUCGUCAUCAGCUUCUUCAUCAUCUUCAUCAGCAUGAUCAUUACUGGGACAGAAAUAUGUCAUAGAGAUGACAACGACACUCAUGACAAGACCAGAACCAAAAGAUGA